AACAAGUAAAUAACAGACAUAUAUAUAAGCGAUACAAAUGAAAUGAGAUAAAAACAAAGAUCAUGGGAAGCCAAGAGGUGCAGCUGCUGAACUUUUUGUUGAGUCCAGUUGGUAGAAGAGUUGAAUGGGCUCUAAAACUGAAGGGUGUUGAUUUUGAGUAUGUAGAAGAAGAUAUCUUCAACAAGAGCAAUCUCCUUCUGGAAAUGAACCCAGUUCACAAGAAGGUUCCGGUUCUUGUUCAUGGCCACAAACCAAUCGCUGAGUCACUCAUCAUCCUUGAAUACAUUGAUGAAAUAUGGAAGCAAUAUCCACUGUUACCUCUGCAUCCUUAUGAAAGAGCACAUGCUCGCUUUUGGGCCAAUUUAGCUGAUGAGAAGCUAGCGCUGGGAUCGUGGGUUGCAUUAAUGCGUAGCAGCGGCGAUGAACAGGAAAAGAGGGUGAAGGAAGUGAGAGAAGUAAUGGAGAAGUUGGAAGAAGAGAUUCUGGGGAAGAAGUUCUUUGGAGGGGACAACAUUGGGUACCUUGACCUUGUACUUGGUUGGAUCCCUUGCUGGCUUCCUGUUUGGGAGGAAGUUGGGUCUAUGCAAGUACUUGACACAAACAAAUGUCCAGCUAUCUCUGCUUGGGAGACCAAUUUUCUUAGCCACCCUGUUAUCAAGGACUGCUUACCUCCAAGGGACAAGCUGGUUGCUUAUGCCCACCGUCGUAGGGAGCAAUAUUUUUCUAUAUAAUGUGAUGUGAUAGAAAGAAAAUAUAAAUGGUGAGUUCCUUCACUUCCUUGUGAGUUAAAACUAUUGAUUUCAAAUACAAUUUUAACUCACUAUCAUGACUUCUUAAAUGUGAUUUAUGUAAGAGGGUUAAUGCGGAAUAUAAUUAAUAAUGAGCAUUUAAAUA
Messenger RNA from Lotus japonicus, 894 nucleotides. RefSeq names its product glutathione transferase GST 23-like. Gene Ontology annotation, cellular component: cytoplasm. Gene Ontology annotation, molecular function: glutathione transferase activity. Gene Ontology annotation, biological process: glutathione metabolic process. The record is from RefSeq and is a predicted model, not a curated record. NCBI's taxonomy places the organism in Eukaryota, Viridiplantae, Streptophyta, Magnoliopsida, Fabales, Fabaceae. The transcript is spliced from 2 exons. The coding region runs from base 63 to 731 and encodes 222 amino acids.